Molecule: messenger RNA, 2048 nt
Organism: Zea mays
Lineage: Eukaryota; Viridiplantae; Streptophyta; Magnoliopsida; Poales; Poaceae
Product: carbohydrate transporter/ sugar porter/ transporter
Exons: 2
Coding region: 737-1891 (384 amino acids)
Biological process (GO): transmembrane transport
Cellular component (GO): membrane
Molecular function (GO): transmembrane transporter activity
Source: RefSeq, marked validated
GCCUGUCUCUGCUCCCAUCUAGAAAUCCACUUCGAUUCGCCCUGGACGCUCCUGCCUCCUGCUAGUCGACGCGCAAUCCUUGGCAAUCUGGCAGACAGGUGAGGCGCUGAGCCUGCUACUACUAACUAGGAGCCGCGGCGGGAAAUGAGGGAUGCGGAGGCGGCGUCGCGCCGGCGGUGGACGCUGGUGCUGGUGAACAUGGCGUCGGUGCUGGAGAAGGCAGACGAGGUGUUGCUGCCCGCCGUGUACAAGGAGGUGGGCACGGCGCUGGGCGCUUCUCCGACCGCGCUGGGCUCCCUCACCCUCUGCCGCGCGCUCGUCCAGGCCGCCUGCUACCCGCUCGCCGCCUACGCCUCCGCGCGCCACGAUCGGGCCCGUGUCGUCGCCGUGGGAGCCUUCCUCUGGGCCGCCGCCACCUUCCUCGUCGCCGUCUCCGGCAGCUUCCUCCAGGUCCGUCCGUCUCCCCGAUUUCCUCCCAACUCUUUCCCUCUUCCUCCUGUCGCUGACGUGGCGGACCCACUGCUCCACGUUUCUCCCGCAGCACGUGGUUGGCAUUGCACUGGCACCUACCUACCACCAAACGUAGCGGUUAUCCGAAUAUUCUAUUUCAAUUUCGCAACACAAAAUAAAAGAUGGUCGGUGAUAUUUUGGUGCAUCUCUGACACGUGGGCCCAUCCACUGACUAGCAACCUGUGGCUCGCGCGCUCGCAUACGCAUACGCAUACGCACUGCGCAGAUGGCGAUCUCGCGGGGCCUCAACGGCAUCGGUCUCGCGCUGGUCCUCCCGGCGAUCAGCUCGCUCGUCGCCGACUACACCGAUGACCACACCCGUGGCGCGGCCUUCGGGUGGCUGCAGAUGACCUGCAACCUCGGCUCCAUCCUGGGGGGCUCUUUCGGCGUGCUGCUCGCGCCAGUCACCUUCCUCGGCGUCGCAGGGUGGCGGCUCGCCUUCCACUCCGUGGCCGUGAUCAGCGUCGCGCUGGGCGUGCUCAUGUGGCUCUUCGCCGCGGACCCGAGCCCGGCCGCCAAGUGCAAGACCGCGGCCUCCGCGGGGGAGGAGGCCAAAGAGCUGCUCCAGCACGCCAGGCGCGUCCUCGGGGUGACCACGUUCCAGAUCAUCGUGGCGCAGGGGAUCGCCGGCUCCAUCCCGUGGUCCGCGCUCAACUUCUCCGCCAUGUGGCUGGAGCUCGUCGGGUUCACGAAUUGGCAGACCAGCGUCAUCACGGGGCUGUACCUGUUCGCCACCGCUCUCGGCGCGCUCUUUGGGGGCCUCGUCGGAGACCCUGUCGCCAGACGGUUCCCCAACACUGGUAGGAUCGCCCUGGCGCAGAUAAGCUCAGCGUCCGCGCUCCCACUCGGCGCCAUCCUGCUGCUGGCGUUGCCCAAUGACCCGUCCACCGGUGUGGCGCACGCCGUUACAUUCUUCGUCAUGGGGUUCGCCAUCUCCUGGAACGCAUCGUCGACCAACAAUCCCAUCUUCGCGGAGAUUGUGCCGGAGAAGGCGAGGACGACGGUCUACGCACUGGACAAGUGUUUCGAAGCAGUGUUCGCGUCGUUUGCGUCUCCCAUCGUCGGUGUUCUUGCAGAGCGCGUGUUCGGCUAUAAGCCGGUCUCGUCCGACACGAGCGUGGACACGGACAGGGAGAAUGCUGCCGCAUUGGCAAAGGCUGUCUACACGGAGAUCGCCGUGCCCAUGGCCAUCUGUUGCCUGACCUACACCUUCCUGUACUACACGUACCCCCGAGACAGGGAGCGUGCUCGAAAGGACCUUCUGAUGGCAUCGGAUGACCACCUCGGUGGAGAAGCCAAUGACAAUGAGUCAAGUGCGGUUCAUACACUGGUAGACGAAGAAUCUUCUGUCAGCUCCUUAAAUCAGAGGCUAAUAUCUUGAGGAGGCUAGCUGCAGGUGGAGAUGGGGAAGUCCACCAUCGUUUCCUGGACUCUGUCUCUCUCAUUCAUGUGUGGCUCCACGGUUUCAGAUUCGCCGAAACCGUCAUUACCGGUUACCACGCAUGGAAAUGCGAAAUCUACAGACCAUAUUUGCAUCU